GAGAAACAUGAAGAAGAAGCCAGAGUGGGGUUUCAAGGAAAACCAAGAACUUCAUGCGGCUGCAGCUUUCACAAUUAGAAACAUCCUUGAAGCCAUCAUGGGAAACAUCGAUGAAUCACGAACCGGGAAAACGAUGAUUCAUCUUGGACAUGGUGAUCCUUCUGUUUAUCCCUGCUUUCGUACAACCACCAUUGUCCAAGAUGCACUCAUUGAAUCCAUUCGAUCUGCCAAGUUCAAUUGUUAUCCUGAUGGCGUGGGGAUUGAUGUUGCAAGAAGGGCAAUUGCAAAGUAUCUAUCGAGAGAUCUUCCCUACUUGUUAUCAAGUGAUGAUGUUUUCCUAACUGUUGGAGCAAACCACGCUAUUGAAGUAUUGUUAACCGUUCUUGCUCGCCCUGGAGCAAAUAUUCUUUUCCCAAAACCUAAUUAUCCUAUUUAUGAAGCACGGGCCAGAUUUAGUGAGCUGGAGGUCCGCCACUAUGAUCUCCUUCCUGAUCAAGGUUGGGAUGUUGAUCUUGAUGGUGUUAAAGCCUUGGCAGACGAAAAUACGGUGGCUAUUGUUCUCAUCAACCCAGGGAAUCCUUGUGGAAAUGUAUUCUCAUCUGAGCACAUGAAAAAGAUAGCUGAGACGGCAAGAGAACUUGAGAUUAUGGUGAUAGCGGAUGAAGUGUACGCCCAUCAAGUUUACGGGCCAAAACCAUUUAUUCCCAUGGGGGUGUUUGGGGAUAUAGCACCCGUUGUGACUCUUGGGUCAUUAUCCAAACGAUGGAUCGUUCCAGGUUGCCGUUUUGGUUGGAUUGCAUUAACUGAUCCUGCUGGCAUUCUUCAACAAACUGGGAUUGGUGCUUGCCUCAAGAGUUGUCUAACUAUUUCUGCAGAUCCUCCAACUAUAAUUCAGGGAGCGAUUCCUAGUAUCAUUGAAAACACAUCAAAAUCUUUCUUCUUGAAUAUCAACAAGUUGCUUAAGGAGGCAGCCGACCUGUUUUAUGAAGCACUUAAGGAGAUACCCCUUGUUACAUGCCCAUACAAACCAGAGGGAUCCAUGUUCGCAAUGGUAAAGUUAAACAUAUCAGCUUUUGACGAUAUAGUCGAUGAUACAGACUUUUGUAUGAAGUUAACUAAAGAGGAAGCGAUGAUCCUUUUUCCUGGGGAUGCAGUUGGUUUGAAGAAUUGGGUUCGAGUGAGUAUUGGAACAGAGAAAAAAGUGCUUGAAGAUGCAAUUGCAAGGCUCAAAGAAUUUUGCAUCAGACAUACAAAAACUAAUUAG
Molecule: messenger RNA, 1264 nt
Organism: Erigeron canadensis
Lineage: Eukaryota; Viridiplantae; Streptophyta; Magnoliopsida; Asterales; Asteraceae
Product: nicotianamine aminotransferase 1-like
Exons: 7
Coding region: 8-1264 (418 amino acids)
Biological process (GO): amino acid metabolic process; biosynthetic process
Molecular function (GO): transaminase activity; pyridoxal phosphate binding
Source: RefSeq, a predicted model, not a curated record